This is a messenger RNA of Diabrotica virgifera virgifera (western corn rootworm), 6239 nucleotides long. Its product is annotated as LON peptidase N-terminal domain and RING finger protein 2. Bases 272 to 2044 code for a protein of 590 amino acids. The record is from RefSeq and is a predicted model, not a curated record. NCBI's taxonomy places the organism in Eukaryota, Metazoa, Arthropoda, Insecta, Coleoptera, Chrysomelidae. The transcript has 7 exons.
CCAACAAUCGAGGAGGGACGCGCACGUCCUCAGAAUCUAGUGCGGUUACAUGUGCACAACGUAACCAGUUUACAUAACAAGCAAGUAAAACGACGCAGGGCUUAACCUGAUGAACGCAGUGACGGUUCGGCAAGGGGCUGUUAUUACGUAACGUGAGAGUUCAAACAGUCGAGGAAUCACAGUGUGUUGGAUAAUUGCGCAAGUAAUACCUUCUAAAAUCAAUAAAGUAGGCACCACAUGAGGUAACUUAACAUGGAAUAAAAGUUACACAAUGCAGCGGGAGAGUAAUAAUGUAUUAGAACAGGCUGAAAACUUCUUGACGAAGUACCCGGAUUUGAUAACCUCACUUUACAGUUAUCACAAGAAGUCUAAGCUAAAGUCCGAGGGAAGGAUCUUACGUAGGGACACAGAGAGGAUCAGAAGGUAUAGGAAGUUUAGGAAAGAGCCUAAUUCGCGGCUGAAACAAUUCGAAAACGCGUUUUUCCAAGCGAUGGACCAAAAGCCUCUUCUCUUCACUUGCCCCGUGUGUAGAAGCGUCCUCAGGACGCCGGUGACCAUUGAGUGCGGGCAUACCUUUUGUUAUGACUGUUUAAGUUCGCCAGAAAAUCAUUUCCCCAACAGAUGUGCCCUUUGUGCCGCGGAAAUAGUGCUCGAAAAGCGGUGCAUCAAUGUUUUGGUUCAACAUCUGGUCGAAAAAUGGAGGGAACGGAAUAAACACAUUGAUGAUACAGAGAUGGCAGUUCCAAAUACAGUAGAUAUAUUAGGAGUAGAACCUAGAUACCAUCUACGAUCUGGCUAUGCAGGGCUACAAAUCAAAAAUAAAACAGAAAAAAGGAUUUCAAAUUUUUUAGAGGAAUCCUCAGAAAACCUGCCAAGGUACAAACAUGAAAAACGAAAACCAAAAACUACUAACAUAUGCAAUAAUUCCUUUAAAAAUUUUUGGCUAGACGGAAAUGCCGAUAACUACAAAAUCUUUCAAGAAACUUUAGAUAACGUAUUUAAAGAAGUCGAUGAUAUCAAAGAAGAUGCUUUGAAAGCUAGUUGGAGCUGCAUAUCAUCCACCGAUCUAGAAUGCAUCCUCUGCAGCCGAUGUCUCUUGGACCCGGUAACCACUGGUUGUGGGCACACCUUCUGUAGAGGAUGCCUCACGAGGGUACUGGACCAUGGCCUCUCGUGUCCUCUUUGUAUGUCUUCUCUCACCACGGGAGACUACUCUCGAGCAUCGACUGAAGUUUUGCUGCAAGCCAUUCAGUUUCUAGUGCCACAAGAUUACAAUGAAAGAAUGUCCAUAAGUAUUAGGGAAAAUUUGAUCUUGGAGAGGAGCUCAGAUAUUCCUGUAUUUAUUUGUACCAAUGCUUUUCCUGGUGUAGCAUGUCCGUUGUAUGUAUAUGAAGCAAGGUAUCGUUUAAUUGCCCGAAGAUGCUUGCAGUCCAGUACGAAAAGAUUCGCAAUGGCCGGGAAAGAUUCCACUGGAGAUAAGUUCGUGCAAUAUGGUACCAUACUAGAAGUGAAAGAUGCUGUAAACUUGGAAGAUGGCAGGUUCAUUUUAACAACUAUUGGGGUUAGAAGAUUCAAAGUUAUCAGUAGGAAUGAACAGGAUGGUUAUGACACAGCCAAAAUAAAUUAUAUCAAAGACAACGAUGUUCCUGCAGAAAAACUACAAGAAUUGAUGAUGAUCCAUGAAAAAGUAUACAACAAAGCUUCUAAAUGGAUCAAAUCUCUAAAACCGAAGGCUCUGAGAGAGGUCGAAAGGCUGAUUGGAAAAAUGCCAAAGGUAGAAAAGGACUGGUUCACUUUACCAGAUGGACCAGCAUGGGCUUGGUGGUUGAUGCCUAUUCUGCCACUCAGUUCACAAUUACAGGUUGGAUUCUUGAGCACUACCAGCUUGGAAAAACGGUUAAGAGCCAUUGACAAAAUGUUGGAGCACAUGAAGAUCCGCAUGAAAGCUCUGGAGCGAAAUACUGUCGCCUGCUCUCAAGAGGUAGACCCUUCGGACUACUGUGAAAGUGGAAGAUCUUUAGAAAUGCCAUAUACUAAUAAUUAAUUUAUUUUAAUAUUUAUUAAGCGAGUAGAUAAUUGCAGUUUUGCUACUAGGUACAGGGGUUUUAUGGUCUUAAAGAAGUACGUUAUGUUCUAGUCUAUUGGAAUGAACUAUAUCAUAAUAUUAACAGUAAUAGUUUCAAUAUGAAGUUUUAUGGCAAUCAAUCAAAGCUUCUUUCAAAACACUUGUAAAUUUUUACUUCCAUUACAAUCGUGUUAUUUCCCUAUAUAUGUAUCUUUUCUUUGCAAUUUUCCUUCUUCUUCCUAUUUUUCAACAUUUUUCCAAGGCUUUUGCUCCAUUUUCUAUGAAUCGGCUUCAAUUAUCUUUCUUGUACCAGUUCCCAAGUCAACGAAAGAUAAAAAUGAAAAGAAGAAUAAGAAAAAUGAAUGUCGGAAACAAUUCAAGCAAGCUGUUAGCCCAGAUAUAUAAAUAUCAAACGGACGACGCUUAGGAAAAAUAUUCCAUCGAUGCAUCUCAGCUUGCCUAUCCGAAUCGUCAUCAUUUUCGUACUCGUAUAAGUACUGUGGUCAGUACCGUUAGAGAUCAGUCUAACCAUUCUCCGGUGUAAACAUUUGAAUAUUUACAACAACAUCUCGGUGAGUUUUGAUUCAAAUCAGUCUUCUUGCGAAACCUCUUUGAUAACGGGUAAACCCAGAGACACGGUGUCAGAGGAUGGCAAGAGACUCGAUUUGAAUCAAAACGAAACCGUUUAUUUUGUUAGAAUAAGAAAAGUAAAAACCGAACAAAAGAUUCAUGGAAAUAAUUGAUAAUAAAAUAGGGAAAGUAAAUCUUAUGUAUAUAUGGGAUUAGCUAGAGUUUGGUUGUAAUGACAAUUACAUUAUUACCUAAAAAAUACUUGAGGUUUCAAUUUCCACAAAAUCGUUUUCAAAUGAUUAUAAGAGAUUUUCGUUGAACAAAGGUGUGUAUAACCCAAUGAACUGUCAACACCGAUGGAAUGGGCAAGAAGUGAAUUUAAUGACGCCAUGAUGAGAUAGCGCUAGUCAGGGAAGGAGGGAAGAUAAUGGCCAUCUUUCGUAAACAAAAAAUUUAUAGUGGUAGUCAGCGUUGCCAGCUUGGGGUAUUUUUCCAUAAUUUUGGAGUAAUUUGAAAGCGUCUAGAGGAAUUUUUCUAAGCAGAAAUGGUUGGGGAAGGACAAUUAUGAGAUAUUUUAAGGGGUCAUGGUAAAUUAAAUUUGCGUACAUACGUAGAACUGUAUAGUUUGUUAUACUCUCAUAUAACCGAAGACGAUAGGACCUAUGAAUUAUUUCCAGGGCCUUCUGUUGAUAAGUAGUAUAAUUUUGGUUUACUGUUCUCUACAUUUGACUACUAAUUUAUUAAAAUGCGGCAAAAAUUUAAAUUUAAGGGGUUUGAGCUUCAAUUUGAGGGAAUUUCAGUUUCUAAGUGGGGGAUUUAUAAAAUCACAUCUGGCAACUCUGGUCAUUAUGAUAAUAUCCAACCAAUGAAGAAGUCAAAUUUUCCCUGACAAGCUCUUUCUCUCUCUCGGACCUCUCACUUGUAUGUUGGCCGCAAUCUCGCUUCACUGUUUGAAUGGGAUGGGGCCAUUCCAUCCGUGUUGACAGUUCGAUGGUAUAACCGCCAAUUGUUAUUGUUGAGGUUAUGUUAUAUCACAGUCAACACACAUGGAGGUUUAAAUAUAGUACUUGCCUGUGAUGGUUGUAGGUAACAGUCAGCUUUAGCUGGAAAUAUAUGAGAGUGGAUGUUUUCAUGCCCUAUGAUACAUCAAUAUGUGCAAUAUUUCUCUGUGUUAUGUGAUUCUUUGUUUGGGAGUGUUCAUAAUCGUAGUAAUGGGUUUUUUUGCGGUCUUCUUCUUCAGGUGCCGUCCUCGUUCCGAAGUUUGGCUAUCAUCAAGGCUAUGCGUAUUUUUGAUACCGUAGAUCUAAAUAAUUGGCAGCUGCUGCACUUGUUUUUUGCGGUAAAGAGUUGUAAAUUGUGUUUUUAUGUAUUGUGUGUUGCAUAUGUAUAGUAUAUGAUAGAGACAUAUGUUUCACAUUAUCCUAUAUUCUAUUGCUGGUGUGUUCUUUUGAUUCUACUCUUCUUUAAGUAAACUGUGGCUAAUCGUAUAUAUACAUAAUAUUUAACUUAAACAUGCCACAAGACAAAAGUUUUGGAAAGUAAAAUCUAAAUAAACAAAUGAAAAUAUUUUAAAGAGUAUUAUUUCUGUACACCAUAUAUAUGUACACAUUCUUGAUUCUAAGACCUUUUGUAAUUUUCUGUUACCUACCAAGGGCUGUAGGUAUCUCUAAUUGUACAGUACUCAGUAUUCAUUCUACUGCUUUUGGAAAUAAUUGUGAACUUUCAAAAAUGUAUAGGAUAUAAAGUUAGUAGAUAUAUGUGAAUGAUUGCAGACCAACCUGGAGUGAUAAAAAUGUAUAAUUAUGUUCCAUUAUAAACUAAGAAACUUUAUCGGAUAUAAUACAGAAUAUACCUAAAAAAAUUGUACAUUUAUAAAAAUUCGAUGUUUUCAUUCCUAAAUAUUUUGUUAGUAUAGACUAUAUGUUAUAGAUACGUGUAUGAUACAGAUAAUAUUUAAGACGAUGUACCCAUCGAUGUUACUUUUUAAGAAUUGUUCCUUCUUGCGCAGGCGCACGACAGUAGCAAAUCAUUAUUAAUCUAUUAAGUUCGACAUCUAACAUCUCAAGUAUCUGGUAUGUCAAACGCGCCAUCUAAGCUCAAGAAAUGUACUUCUUUAAGACGUCAUUUGUCAGGAUAUGUUUCUUGCAUAAAAUAGUAUUGUUGUUACCUGUACCGUAUCGAAACUUGUUUGCUCGCUGUAAUAACUAUAAUAUUUAUAUCAUAUUUAUUAAAAAAAACAAUACACUAGGCGUAUCUAUAUAUAAAAUAAUUAUUGCAACCUUUUCGAACUUCCGAACUUUCCUGUUUCUAAAAAAUUCACCACUAAAGUUCGUGUUAUCGAUUUUCCUAACUGAAAUAAUAAAAUAAAACACUGUUCUAGCUUUGAAUUCAAUUGUAUAUUUGAAGAAUACGCCAAUUAAACGAAGAUAUUUAAAUAUCCUCCGUCCACUGCUGGACAUAGGUCUCUCCCAUUUUUCACCACUCUUUACGGUUCUGUGGCGUUUUGUUGCCAGUUCGUGGACAUUCGUUUAAUGUCGUCCAUCCAGCGUGUUGGUGGUUGUCCUCUGCUGCGUUUGUCUUCUCUUUUCUGGUCCAUCUUGAGUCUUUUACGGCCAGUUGUUCGAACGCUAAUCAAAAAUGGAAUCCACUGAUCAUUAUCAAAUAUUUAAUUACAAUUAUAUUUGAUUACGCGUACUUCUGACAGAUGUCACGUUUUGAGGUUAUGUUGACAUUGUUGACUGAUUUAUUUUAUUAUUUUGGUUUUAAUCUAAAAUAAACCAUAAUUAAACUUUUUCUGAUGUUAAUUUCCUGUUUUUACUUAGAAAUCAAUAAUAAUAAUAAGCAAUUUUUAAUAAUUUAACAGCUGCGGCUAUAUUUUAAUUACUGCUUUACCUACAAUCAAUGAAUGAUUAGUAUUUUACAUGUAUUUUUGAUGUCGCGAUUUGAUUCACAUCAAGAACAUUGAUUACAAUAAACUAUUUGAUUAUAAUCAACUUCUUGAUUAGCGUUCGGACAACCGGGCCUUAGUCUCGCUACGUGUCCUGUCCAAUUAUAUUUCAGCUUGGCUAUGCGUUCAACGACAUCAGUGAUUCCCGUUCUUUUCCUCAGGUCUUGGUUCCUUAUUUUGUCUUUUUUGUCACGCCAGAAUCAAUCUUUCCAUGCGCCUUUGUGCUACUCGCAUUUUUAGUGCUGCUGUUUUUGUGAGCGUAAGAGUUUCUGUUCCGUAUGUCAUAAUAGAAAAAACGCAUUGGUCAAAUGUCUUCUGUUUCAUAGCUAUCGGGAUGUUGGUCUUAAAAAUGUUUCUUAGUGAAACAUACGCUGCAAAAGCAAGUGUUAUUCGUCAUUGAAAUUCACAGGACUGAUUAUCCUUGCUUAUUCUGAUUUCAUGACCGAGAUAUAUGUACUUUUCUGUCAUUUCGACCACUUGAUUUUUGAUAGUCCAAGAGGCAGCGCUGAAAAAUUUCUCUAAAUUUACUAAAGCUAGUUAUUUCACAGUUGAUUACUGUGAUUGUGUAGAGAAACAUACUGCGGUCAGUCAAGCCAAACGUAGAACAGGUGGUACUGACAGCUUGUCAAAGUUGCUUACCUGCGGAGGUAAUUAAAU